Messenger RNA from Linum tenue, 1066 nucleotides. NCBI's taxonomy places the organism in Eukaryota, Viridiplantae, Streptophyta, Magnoliopsida, Malpighiales, Linaceae. The record is from the annotation of a GenBank genome assembly.
AAAAAAAAACAAAAAGGAAAACUCUAAAACCAAAAACAAAAGCAAAAGCCGAAGCCCAGAGCCCCAGACCCAGAGAGAAAGAAAGAGAAAAGAGAACGAGACAAACUCUUCUCCCCGAGAGAUUUUCCCCUCCGUCGCCCAUCCUCGCCUGAGCUUUCCUUCUCUCUUCACGCACAGCAAUGGCCGAUCAGCUCACCGACGACCAGAUCUCCGAGUUCAAGGAGGCCUUCAGCCUAUUCGACAAGGACGGCGAUGGGUUGCAUCACCACCAAGGAGCUCGGAACUGUGAUGCGUUCGCUGGGACAGAACCCAACCGAAGCCGAGCUUCAAGACAUGAUAAACGAGGUUGAUGCCGAUGGCAAUGGCACCAUCGAUUUCCCGGAGUUCCUCAACCUCAUGGCCCGCAAGAUGAAGGACACCGACUCCGAGGAGGAGCUCAAGGAGGCCUUCCGGGUGUUCGACAAGGACCAGAACGGUUUCAUCUCUGCAGCUGAGCUCCGUCACGUGAUGACGAAUCUUGGGGAGAAGCUGACCGACGAGGAGGUCGAUGAGAUGAUCCGCGAGGCUGAUGUGGAUGGUGAUGGCCAGAUCAACUACGAGGAGUUUGUCAAAGUCAUGAUGGCCAAGUGAGGACUACUACCUACUACUCCCACACUCUUUAUCUCAAAAAACCCUAGAAAAGCAUUUUCAAAAAGGGGGUAGGAAAAGCAAUAGGGAACAGAGCAGACUAGUCUGAUGAUGAGAAUUUCCAGUUUACCAGUAGGACUUCAUGUCGAUUGGGUCUUUGUUUUCAAUUAGCGUUCGGUUGGGGUUUGAUCGGUCUGGUUUGUCUUCAGUUUGCAUUGUUUCUGUAUUCAGUUUCUCUUUGCUGGGUCUCUACUUGUUUGCUCUGUUCCCCGGGUUUAGUAGUCUGCUUGUUGUUAGCUUUUUUUCUGAUAUAAUGUUUUUGCUUAUCGUUUUGGUACCAUGAACCUAGAACAAUUGGGAUAAUUGGAUGCUUUUUGUCUUGUGGAUUGACUAAUUUUUGUUGAUAUUUCCAAAUUGUGAACUCUCUUCCUUGGUAGGC